Molecule: messenger RNA, 1461 nt
Organism: Manis pentadactyla (Chinese pangolin)
Lineage: Eukaryota; Metazoa; Chordata; Mammalia; Pholidota; Manidae
Gene: ASPHD1
Product: aspartate beta-hydroxylase domain containing 1
Exons: 3
Coding region: 224-1324 (366 amino acids)
Source: RefSeq, a predicted model, not a curated record
GGGGGAGAAAAGAAGAGAGGGGGAGACAGGGUGGGUAAAGAAGAGGCAGAGGAGAAAGAGCAAACUGCCGGAAGGAGAAAGGAGAGAGGGGGAGGGGUGUAAGAGGAAGAGAGAGAGGAGAGGGAAAGAAAGGGAAGGAGGGUUAGAGGUACAUGAAGGAGGUGAGAAAAAGGAAGACCCAGGUGGAGAGAAGAUCUCCUGAGGAGAAAAAAUAACAGUGGGAAUGUGGAAGGGAAACAGCCCAGGGGGUAACCAGGGAGCAGGCAUGGAGGGAGCUGGUGGAGAAUUGGGGGGGCAUGGGAACUGGGGUAGAGAAGAUGCCUCAGGUCUCUUGGCCAGGGCCUCCCUGCCCAUCAUGUUCACCUGGCCAUUGCCCCUGGCCUCCUCAGCCCUCACCCUGCUCCUGGGAGCCCUCACUUCCCUUUUCCUCUGGUACUGUUACCGCCUGGGUUCCCAGGACAUGCAAGUCCUGGGGGCUGGGAGUUCAGCUGUGGGUGUAAGUAGUGGGCCUGGAGGAUGUUCUAAGGCUGGCAGGCCAAGCCCAGGGAGCUCUAGGGAGCCUGGGGAAGGACAUGGGACAGGUCUAGCGAGUAGUCGCCUUCGAGCCUAUGCCCAGCGCUACUCCUGGGCAGGAAUGGGUAGGGUGAGGCGGGCAGCACAGGGUGGCCCAAGCCCUGGGAGAGGGCCAGGGGUCCUGGGCAUUCAGCGCCCAGGCCUGCUCUUUCUGCCAGACUUACCUUCAGCCCCCUUUGUGCCUCGGGAUGCCCAGCGGCAUGAUGUGGAGCUCCUGGAGAGCAGCUUCCCUGCCAUUUUGAGGGACUUUGGGGCUGUAAGCUGGGACUUCUCAGGAACUACCUCUCUGCCUCCGGGCUGGUCCCCACCUCUGGCCCCUGGGUGCUACCAGCUUCUGCUGUACCAAGCAGGCCAGCGCCAACCCAGUAACUGCCGCCGGUGCCCGGGAACCUACCGGGCCUUAAGGGCGCUGCGGAGCUUUAUGAGCGCCAACACUUUUGGCAAUGCUGGCUUUUCUGUCCUCCUGCCUGGGGCCCAGCUUGAGGGCUGCUGUGGGCCCACCAAUGCCCGGGUCAGAUGCCAUCUGGGCCUGAAGAUCCCUCCUGGCUGUGAGCUGGUGGUCGGAGGUGAGCCUCAGUGUUGGGCUGAGGGACACUGUCUACUGAUGGAUGACUCCUUCCUGCACACAGUGACUCAUAAUGGCUCCCCUGAAGAUGGGCCUCGAGUGGUCUUCAUUGUGGAUCUUUGGCAUCCUAAUGUGGCUGGGGCUGAGCGCCAGGCCCUUGACUAUGUCUUCGCACCAGAUCCUUGAAGGAAGGUGUUCUCGUCUGGGCUGGAGAGAUGCUGCACUCACGGAUGGCUUGAGUGACAGCGAGGACCUCCUAUCCACUGCAGAGGGUUGGGUGGGCUGAGGGGUGGGAAUUGGCCAGCCAACACUAAAUACAGAUU